This is a messenger RNA of Trifolium pratense (red clover), 1643 nucleotides long. Its product is annotated as myb-like protein Q. The coding region runs from base 45 to 1385 and encodes 446 amino acids. The transcript has 3 exons. The record is from RefSeq and is a predicted model, not a curated record. Gene Ontology annotation, molecular function: RNA polymerase II cis-regulatory region sequence-specific DNA binding; DNA-binding transcription factor activity, RNA polymerase II-specific. Gene Ontology annotation, cellular component: nucleus. Gene Ontology annotation, biological process: regulation of DNA-templated transcription. NCBI's taxonomy places the organism in Eukaryota, Viridiplantae, Streptophyta, Magnoliopsida, Fabales, Fabaceae.
GUCAGAAAAAUAUAUAGAUAGUGAAAUCAAAUGAAUUCUUGAAUAUGAAUAUCUCUUCACAAGAAAACCAAAAUAAUAAUUCUUUUAUUUACCCUUUUUCAUCUUCUCAUUCUUCUUCUAUGCAAAUGGUAUAUUCAGACCUUGGAUCUCUCUCUCUUAGUUCAACUUCAAACUAUGGUGGUGUAGUUUCUUCAAGUUCAUCAAGAUGGAGUAAUUCUUUUCCAUUUAUGAGAGAGUCGUUUGUUUCUAAAGGAUUUGAAGAAGAAGAACAAAAAAUGGAUGAUGAUGAUAUUAUGGAAGGAAAAGGUUCUUAUUGUAGUGAGGAUGGAGAAAAUAGUGAGAAAACAAAUCAUGAUAUUAUUAACUUCAAUGAUGAGUUAGAGAACCCUAAUGGAAGUGGUAAAGAAGAAGAUAAUGGACAGUCUAGUAAAUGUGCUAGAGGACAUUGGAGACCUGCUGAAGAUUCUAAGCUUAAAGAACUUGUUGCUCUUUAUGGUCCUCAGAAUUGGAAUCUCAUAGCUGAAAAUUUGGAAGGAAGAUCUGGCAAGAGUUGUAGGCUAAGAUGGUUCAAUCAAUUGGAUCCAAGAAUCAAUAGAAGAGCAUUCAAUGAAGAAGAGGAAGAAAGACUAAUGCAAGCACAUAGAAUUUAUGGAAACAAAUGGGCCAUGAUAGCAAGACUAUUCCCAGGAAGAACAGACAAUGCUGUAAAGAAUCAUUGGCAUGUUAUAAUGGCAAGAAAGUACAGAGAACAAUCCAGUGCAUACAGGAGAAGAAGAUUAAGCCAAAAUGUUUACAGAAGAAUGGAUCAAAAUCCAAGCUUUAUCUGCAAAGACACUAACACCACAACAAUGGAAACAGAAUCAUCAACACCUUAUUUUCUAAAUGGAGCCCCACUUGGAAAUAGUAUGUCCAUUUUCCCAUAUGCUACUUCUUUCCAACAUGGUGUUCAUGGUGGUGGGGUUGAUUAUGGUUUAAAUGUUUUACCUCACAUGAGUGGUGAGAGAGAAGCUAUGAAAGGACCCCUACAUGUUGGUCUCUAUGCUCAACAAGCACCAUUUGAUUUCUUCUCUGGUGGUAGAAAUAAUGGCAUGGUGAUGAAAGAGUCUUUCAAUCAUAACAAUUAUUGGGAUGGAACAAAUGAUGAAUAUCAACAACAUCAACAACUAUCUAGUUUCUACCAUCAUUAUCCUCAACAACAAUAUCUUAUGUCAAUGCAACAACAAAACAAUCACAAUUUUUACAAUUUCUCAAAUUCAUCAGCAUCAUCAACACAUCAUCAUCAUCAUAAUGGAGAAAACAGUGAAAAAGUUGUAAUUGGUGACACCCCAGAUGCAGUUCAAACUCCUCCUCAAUUUUUUGACUUCCUUGGAGUAGGUGCUACAUGAUCUUGAAAUUAGUCCAAAAAAAGCUGCAGAAUUUUCCACGGAAAUUGCUGAAUAUAGGUGUGGUCCAACAUAAAUGAGAAGUCAUUCAAGGGGCAAAUAGAAAGGAUAGUUGGGUUUAGUUUGGUGGUGACUGUGUAAACCUUUGCACCAUUUGUGUUGAUAAUGAUGUCACACUUUUUGUUACUCACAUGGGAACCCUUUUCUAAAAAUAUUUAUUUCAAAUUAAUAAUCAGAGUUUAAUUUAUUUUAUUAUAAUAU